Colias croceus (clouded yellow) is the source of this 1719-nucleotide messenger RNA. RefSeq lists its product as uncharacterized. The transcript is spliced from 4 exons. NCBI's taxonomy places the organism in Eukaryota, Metazoa, Arthropoda, Insecta, Lepidoptera, Pieridae. The record is from RefSeq and is a predicted model, not a curated record. Bases 307 to 849 code for a protein of 180 amino acids.
AUUCGACGUUGAUGUGCAUUGUGAUGUACAUCGGGCGCACUGCAAUAAAACGCGUAAACACUGAAUAGCGGAUAAAUCACAAAGAUACAAUAAAUAACAAUAUUGUUGUAUCGUUUGCUAAGCGUAUCCGUAUAUAGUCAGUGUCGCCUUUCAACAGAACUCGUUUUAGGAGCAAGUGUUUUUUUCAUUCCUGUUGAAAAAUUACUGCUUCGAAUACGUCAUUUGAUUUUGAAUAUAGGUAUUUUUAAUUCUGUGAUGUAUGUGUUAAUGUGAAUAGUUAUAAAAUUUGUUGAAAAAUCCACCACAAUGCCGACGAGUGCCGUAUACCAACCUACCACUGUAACCUAUGAGCAGCAACCAACAGAUCAGCGAUGGAAUUGCCCAAUCAGCUACUUCUCACGGAGAGUGACAAGUACCCUGAACCGGGCUCUCUGUAUAAGGCUGGCGCUAUGUCUACUGGGAAGCACACUCUUUAUUAUUGGCCUAGCUCUGCUAAUUGCUGGUGGCUUGCAGUACUCCAAUUCACCAGUGCAAGAAACGGAUAACGGUCUCGGUGCCCUCAUUGCUGGUGGUGUCAUUCUUUGCAUCGGAUGCUUGUUUGCAGGCGUAGGUGGUUGGGCCUGGUCGGCUCGCUGGGGCGGCGGCAAGGAGGCUCCUGCGAGCGGGGCGGCCGCUCUCACGGCUCUCAACCCGUCGACUGACCCGCUGGUCGCCGCGCAGUACGCCCCCGUGCGGGACGCGCCGCCGGCUCCUGAUGAUGAGAUGCGGAACCUCAUGGACAAUAAGGAGUGUUUGAGCAGCGCCGAAGAGAGUGAUAAAAUGUUCGACGGAAGACCAUCAGUGGCUUAAAUCACUGAGCUUUCUUGUAGAAAAGCCCUGUUUAAGUUCUCCCCCUCUAUUAAGACUUAUUUUUAUUAUGACGUCUAAAUGUUCCCUCACAUUAUUUCCUAAAGGGACAAUUUUACUUUCUUUGACAUUUUUAAUAAUGCAUACUUUAGCGAUAGAGCAUUAUCGCGUAAUCGAUAUUUCCAAAUAAGACUUAUAUCUCUGAAAUCCAUAUUUUAAGAUAAAUAAUUUUAUAUUUAUUGUAUUUGUGUUUGAUAAAGAAUUUAUGUUGGUAGGUUACGUCACAGGUGUUCAAAAAGCAUAAAACCAUUAUUUAUUUUUAAACAUUUAUGGUUUGAACGCAUUCUCUGGUACAAAGUGAACAAGAUGUUGACAUUUAUUGUAAUAGAAUAUGUUUUAUAGUUUUAUUUUAUAUUUUGUUUUCUAUAUACACUCGUUCUGUAUGUAUCAUCCCAUGUAUAAUUUCAUAACACUUGAUACAUGUUAAGAUAGUAUUCGUGAUCGAAGACAUGUGGCCAAAUUAUCGUCCAUAUAUUUAGAUAAGAUAAAAUGUUUUUCCUUAAUAUUAAUAUUAGCAUUUCUUGUCUAGAUGUUAAGAAAUAAUUGUAAUAAACUUUGAAGGUCACUAUUUAAAAUGGACAUUGUAACGAAUAUUCUUGGUAAAAAGUAUUACAUGAUUAUGUGUGAAUAUUUAAUAAUUGUAUUUACUGUAGUUAAAAUCAUCGGCGUACGUUAUUUUCCUACACUUGUAUCGUGUUUAAGUAGACAGUAAGACAUUAAGCGCGUCACACACGGUGAAGAUACUAUAAUAUUUUAUGUUAAGAUACUCUAAUAUAAAACGUUAUAGUAUCAUAAGGUACCCACAAAAUUUCG